Penicillium macrosclerotiorum is the source of this 1890-nucleotide messenger RNA. RefSeq lists its product as uncharacterized. Gene Ontology annotation, cellular component: nucleus; cytoplasm. Bases 1 to 1890 code for a protein of 629 amino acids. Gene Ontology annotation, biological process: mitotic cell cycle; intracellular signal transduction. NCBI's taxonomy places the organism in Eukaryota, Fungi, Ascomycota, Eurotiomycetes, Eurotiales, Aspergillaceae. Gene Ontology annotation, molecular function: histone H3T3 kinase activity. The transcript is spliced from 3 exons. The record is from RefSeq and is a predicted model, not a curated record.
AUGGAGUCGCGAAAGCCCACGACCAGGACGGUCGCCCAACGAAAAGUCUAUGGUAAACGACGAACCAAUGCACCAAGAGCAAUAUUCGAGCACAAAAGUCCGGCGAAGACGAUUUCACCACUCAAAGAGUUGAAUGAUUCCAUCGAGACCAUCGAAACAAAAUUGGCUGAAGUGUCAAUAGGCGAGGAACCACCUCUCCUGCGCCAGGAACUCGACUUUCAGGACCAACAAGUAAUAUCCAACCAACAUGAGACUUCAUCAGAUGCCACACCAGUCAAAUGCCCAGCAAGCCCAGCAAGCCCAGACACCCCACAGUCUAGUUUUGACAGUCCGAGCAAGCAGCCUCGCCCCGAUACGCGACCGAUAAAGCCGACGCCAUAUGAGACUAUGGUGGAGGUUAGAAUCAGUACAAAAACAGAAAGACGGAAAGCUUCAAGGCCGUCACAAUCAGAAGAGGUUUCCGCCACAAAAAAGAAGCUUCCCACCGCCCGACGCUCAUCUGGUUUCGUCCAUGACGAUAAGGCGAACACCUACGUCCGUUCAAUUCUUCACGAGGCCUUGUCACCGAUCUCAUCUCAGAGCAUCCAAAGAUUCAGCACCUGGGCCUCGCGUUCUGCCACCAUGUUCCAUGUUGCAAAGCUAGCCGAGGGCUCGUAUGGAGAAGUCUACAAGCUGCACCUGCGUGAGGAAGCAUCUCGACCUAUGGUCUCAAAAUCCAAAUUGGCAAAACUGAGGGCCUACGGCGAUGGGGGUUUUCAAGGUGGUGCCUUUGCGAGCAAAGACAUCGAGGAAAUCGUGGCGGAAGUGAAAAUGCUGAAGUACCUGGAUCCAAUCCCGGGAUUUGCGCGGUUCAGAGAAAUCCACGUGGUACAGGGCCGAUUUCCUGAGUCUUUCCAAGGCGCCUGGGAUCAUUACAAGAAGACAAAGGAUGACUGCUUGAAUCCGAACCCAGCUAACAAGAAGGCAUAUCCAGAUUCUCAGCUCUGGGCCAUCAUUGAGAUGGAUGAUGCAGGCUGUGAGCUGGAAAAAUUCUGUUGGUCGUCCAUAUUUCAGAUCUAUGACAUUUUCUGGGGCGUCGCCAUGGCGCUGGCUCGCGCAGAAGAGUAUGCUUUGUUUGAGCACCGUGAUCUCCAUUUGGGGAACAUUUGUAUACGUUCUGUCCGACCUGACGGCUCCAUGGAGCCUCCCACAGAGCUCGACAUCGCUCGACAAACCUCUCCUAGCGGAUUUGGUCUUAGUUCUCUGGAGACCACUAUAAUUGACUACUCACUUUCACGUGCCAAUCUUCAUCUUGCCGACCUGCCCGAUGGCUCCGAGGAAAUUUGUGAAAUUGCAUCAUCAGACCUGGACAAAAAACAUAUUUUCGAUUCAAUCGGCCAAGACGAAGACGAGGCUCUAUUGAGAGAUACAUACAGAUAUAUGCGCGCUACGCUAUACACCGGGAUUCCGUUAGAGACAGAGAAAACGCCAGAUAUCCCAGGAAUCUGGACCGAAUAUGCGCCGCGGACCAAUUUGGUCUGGCUACUUUUUCUGCUCAAGAAUCUGCUGAAGAACCGCAAACCUGAAAUUCCCCGGCCAGUUACUCUAUCGCAAAGAACGCCACUCGCACCGUGCUCUCCGAACAGGAAGGCCACAAGUAUGCAGCGCUCUACAAAUGGGAAACUUGUCAAGGCGAAAGAGCUUGACAUGGGAGGGACUCUGGUUAAAGAGUACCAAAAUAAGAAUCUCCAAACGCGAGUAGAAAAGCUGAAGCAGACAUUAGAGGAUAGGCUGAAAGUUGUUCUUGGACUUUUGGACCUCGAGCAUGGGCACGAGGAUAUGUGCUGUGCAGCUGACCUUGUUGCUUAUGCGAUGGACUCUCAGUGGUUGGCCGAGCAAGACUUUUUCUGA